Messenger RNA from Zychaea mexicana, 933 nucleotides. RefSeq lists its product as uncharacterized. Lineage: Eukaryota; Fungi; Mucoromycota; Mucoromycetes; Mucorales; Lichtheimiaceae. The transcript is spliced from 5 exons. The record is from RefSeq and is a predicted model, not a curated record. Bases 187 to 753 code for a protein of 188 amino acids.
GUCCUAGGAACAAUGAUUCCACAAUGAAAAGAAUACUAAACUAAAAUUUGCGGCGCCCAGUGUUUUUGAUAUGGCCGCAAACCACAAAUCCACGCCGCAAAUUAUGCCUGUACAGCUAAUGACUUUUCCACUCAUAGAGAAAGUAGCUGAGUGUGCCUGAAUUUCCUAUUAUCUGUGCAAAUAAGCAUGUCUUUCAAUAUACAUCAAAAGCGUAAACAAACAACAAAAGCCUAUCGAUUCUUAGAUAAAGGGAAGAAGCUUAUCAGAUUGACAAGCACGGUCAAUAAGUCAACUGCAAGUGAUAUAACUACGCCAUUCGAAAUUCGAGCAUCAUCACUGCCAGCCAUUUCUUCUCUAUCUGACGGAUGGUCAACUGAUGAUGAGGUGGACGAAGUUGACUAUCAGUCAAGACGUCAGACUGCAGCUGUUAAGCGUGCAGUCGCAGAGGCACUCGAGCCUGCCACCCAUAAGAUGUGUGGUUGUGCUGCUGAUAAAAAAGCCCACAAGGCUGUCACCUGUAUCUUUAAGUGCGGUAUUCGACAGUUUGACAUCGAAUACUGCAAGUCGUGCCCUGACUAUGCUUUGCCUUUGGUGCUAAUGCGCAGUCAUAUGAUUCCUCUGACGCCAAAAGCCCCCAGCCAUGCAGUGCAUAUCAAACAAUCCACAAUUUGCAUUACAUUUGCCGCGUCUCCGUGCACAAUAUUGCAAAAUGGCUACAAGCAGAUUUUGAGCAAGAGGUAUUACUUUUUGUAGGGCAAUCUUUCAUCUAGCGAGCUUUUAAAUAUACUUUUGUUUUUUAGGUUCCUGCUUCUCUCAAGUCUCGCUUGAACGAUGUGCUGCCUAUAUUUGGCAGAAUACUUCUAAGCUUGAAAAAGCAGUUGAGAGGAGAGUUUGGUGUAGAGAACAAUAUCUGCCCAGGUUGCAGAUACGUGG